Molecule: messenger RNA, 1068 nt
Organism: Penicillium malachiteum
Lineage: Eukaryota; Fungi; Ascomycota; Eurotiomycetes; Eurotiales; Aspergillaceae
Exons: 2
Biological process (GO): metal ion transport; transmembrane transport
Cellular component (GO): membrane
Molecular function (GO): metal ion transmembrane transporter activity
Source: RefSeq, a predicted model, not a curated record
AUGGCUAAUGUCGUCAGACGUGCGAGUCUAGUUGGGGCCCGUGACUCUAAGUCCCCAGAAUAUCGCGAAGCGCUGAAGAGAUGUCUCUGUAUGCCCGAUAUGUGGUUUUCGGCCAAUCUCAUAAACGCAAAUGGAUACUUUGGCUGUGAAGCCACUCGCGAUGCGGAAACCAAGAGCAUUACCGGAUUCAAUACUUGGUCUAUGUUUGAAACGAAAUUCCUUAGAUCUGAUAUGACUUAUUACUGGUCUAAAAUCAAAGUAUUUACAAGAUGGUUACCUGCGACGAAACAAACCGCUGUUGUGUUAUUUGGUCCAACCUCCGAUCUGUCAACAAACUUGAUCAAACCUCACUCCAACGAACUUGGAGAUCCAUUUUGGGUAUAUUCAGAAAUCCUGGAAGAGGUCACCCGCCUUCAAGAGGACUCUGUAUGGUCAAUUCGUGACCAUGUUCGACGGAUCGAGAAAGAAAAAACGGAGAACGGGAAAAAGCCUCAACCAGACUACCGAAACCUGCAUGACAUAGCUCGUCAUGCAAUUCACGUCACAGAGUCUCUCGAUGUCGCCGUACAGAAUGUGGCUCACAUCAUAAGACAGCACGAACUAUACGCAAGGUUGUGGACACCAACAGAGAACAUGCCAGACAUCCGUCAUUCUGCAUCUUUUCAGGAUAUCUCCAGUCGUUUAUCAUUCUUUCAAAGUCACAUUGAAAGUAUCCGACAUCGGUCAAUAUCCAACCAGAAGAGACUCCAAAAUGAAAUCCAACUUUCAUUUAACAUGGUCUCUCAGCACGACACAAGUCUCACCGUCGAUAUUAGCGCCGCAGCUCGGUCGGACAGCGCUACUAUGAAGACACUGGCAUUCGUUACUUUGACUUUUCUUCCUCCCACAUUCAUUUCGGCAAUCUUCUCUAUGUCAUUUUUCAAUUUCGACCAGGACGGUGGCUGGAAUAUGUCCAACAAAAUAUGGAUUUACUGGGUGUUUGCUAUACCAAUAACUCUUGGAACUGGCCUACUGUGGCAAUAUUGGCAUAAAAUCUUCCCAGAGGAGGCGACUACUACGCACUUGAGU